CAGUCGGUGUUUGGUGCUCUGGGUGCGUGGUAGUUUGGUUUCUGCUCUGGGUUCGCUGUCACAGCCCGUCACUACCCGGAGCCCGGGACAGACAGGGCAACGCCCGUGUGUGUGUGAGCGGGACUCAGGGCAGAGGCGUCCUCUCGCUGUCUUUUUUUCUUCCUUUUAUCCAAAGAAGGGGGCAGUUCUCGCGCUUGCCUUCCUGUCGCCCCGUUGGGAGCGGGGUUGGUGUGCGGAGUGGUUCGUCUUUUUUUCUUUUAAACUUGUGAGCGUUUUUGGUUUUGUUUUUAUUUUUUUCCUCCCCUUUUUUUUAGGCUCAGUGCCGUCUGGACUGGUUUCAUUGGUCCCUGACUAACCGCUUUCUGCCCCUUCUCUCGCCAACCCCGCCCAAGGUCGCCCCUCUGCCCUCGCCCCUGGCCCGGGGGGUGGGAAGCUUUGUCAGGCUCCCUGCCCACUCGAGUCUCCGCAGCGUAGCAGCACCUGCUUCAGUAUGAACGGGGUCAACGACCCCCCUCUUUUUAUAAAAGAUAUUAAGCCCGGACUGAAAAACUUAAAUGUCGUCUUUAUUGUGCUGGAGAUAGGACGCGUGACCAAAACCAAAGACGGCCAUGAAGUGAGAUCAUGCAAAGUAGCAGAUAAAACUGGCAGCAUCACUAUUUCCGUGUGGGAUGAAAUCGGAGGUCUUAUACAGCCAGGGGAUAUUAUUCGGUUGACCAGAGGGUAUGCAUCCAUGUGGAAAGGAUGUCUGACACUUUAUACUGGAAGGGGUGGAGAACUUCAAAAAAUUGGGGAAUUUUGUAUGGUUUAUUCAGAAGUGCCAAAUUUCAGUGAACCUAACCCAGAUUAUCGAGGACAGCAGAACAAAGGGGCACACAGUGAACAGAAGAAUAAUUCCAUGAAUAGUAAUAUGGGUACAGGUACAUUUGGACCAGUGGGAAACGGUGUUCAAACUGGCUCAGAAGCAAGGGGAUGCCAAUUUUCAUAUGCUGGUAGAAGCAAUGGCCGGGGACCUGUAAAUCCACAGCUACCAGGAACAGCUAAUAAUCAAACAGUCAUGACCACAAUAAGUAAUGGCAGGGACCCUCGGAGAGCCUUUAAAAGAUGACCUAUGCCAAAUACACACAUGUAGUUUUUAAACUACGUGCCCUACUUGAACACUUACUGCACUUUUAUUUAUUGUUAACUGUGAAAACUGUCCUUUAUCGGUUUCCUUUUAUGUUUUUGGUUUGUUAACAAGAGUGGUUUGUUUUUUAUAGCAGAACUAUUAAGCUGCUCGAGUAUCCUAUUGAAGAAUGGGAACACUGAAGAAUAGGGGCAUUUAUUUUUAGAGCAAAAAGAUCUUUGGAUAUCCUCUAAAAUACCUGCACCCAUUUCAUGGGUGAGUUACUUACGACAUCAGCAUUUUAGCCUCUAUGAGUCUAUUUUCUGUACAAACUUUGUAAUUUUUAAAAUAAGGCUUAGUGGGAGAUGUUCUUUUGGCUUAAAAACAGAUAUGGCCAACUAAAGCAGGCUUAGUGGGAGAUGUUCUUUUGUCUUAAAAACAGAUAUUGCCAGCUAACGCAAUAACCACCAAAAAAGCAAAAACAUGGUUAAUGCUAACAGCAAUUUUUGAGUGUUUGUGACUCCAGGAAUGAUUGACUUCUCCAUUGAGUGACUGCCAUUAAGAUUUUCCAGGGACUGAAUCAUCCUAAACUCUUGUUCUGUUACCAAAAAACAUAUUCUUUAUCAGAAUUAUGGAAUAGAAUGUGAUCUGUAUUAUAACAAGAAAUUUUUAGAAGAAAGCUACAUUUCCUUUAUCUUAGGGUAGUCCUGUUAAUACUUACCAGCUUCGUGCAUUACAACUGAAUGGAAAUUUAAAACUGAGGCCUUGAAUGUUUAUUUUCUUAAACUACUAUGUCAAAUAUUGAAGUUUAAUUUGAGGGAAUUAUGAAGUCAUAAUAAACAUUGAUCUAAUUUUUACAAAUUAUGGUAGAUAAAUAUUAUAGUGAAGGCAAUUCAAAUUGAAUUUAUGUAGAAAAAUGUAAUCUUAAUUUAUGGCGUCCUAGGUACUUGCAGAAACUCAGCCUGGAGUGAAAUUCCUAGGUUCUUACUUUAUUUGAGGGUAUGUGUGUGUGUUUAUUGUCAGUUUCUGAACACAAUUCACAAAGCCUUAUCAGCAAAAGUUAAGAAAUGGCUCUCUCAAAGAAGCAAAUACAGCUUUAUUUAGAAAUGUAAAGGUAGAAUUUAUUUAUGUGUUGUAAGUGGUGUCCAGUUCCACUUUCUACUGUGUGGUGGAUAACUGGUAAAUUUUUCCUUUGCUGGAAUUAAACUCUUCUUCAACGUUAUCUCUUGAAUAAAACUUGCGUUAAUGUUAACAGACCUACCUUAUUUUUGCUCUUUUAAUGGUUUACAAUGGAGAGCCAGUACCUUUUACUGUAAUUGUAAUGAUGACUUCAGCCUGGUGACUACUUAGCUUUGUAUUUGUCACUGUGUCUUUUUUCCCCACCUCAAAUAACAAUAAUUUAAGUGGACUUUGUUUUCUGAAAGUGCCAUAGCGUUUCAAUAUAAAAAUUUGUGCCAGAUAUUUGUUUGCUCUAAUCCAGUGUGUCUAACAGGUAUUUCAGUAUGUCACAUAUUAGGCACUGUGUGGAUAGUGUUAAGGGGUAGACGAAAUAAUGAAUAAUCUCAAGAAGCUUAUUGUUUAUAGUAUUUCAGUAACUGGGGAUUAUAUGUUAUAGAAAUAAGUUUUUCCUUUAUUCAUAUACUGAUGAUUAUAGUUAAUUUGGCUUUGUGACUAGUAUUUUUUUAAGAUGUUCACAAAAUUACAGAUGUUUGGAGUAAAAAAAUUA
This is a messenger RNA of Aethalodelphis obliquidens (Pacific white-sided dolphin), 2828 nucleotides long. RefSeq names its product nucleic acid binding protein 1 (gene NABP1). NCBI's taxonomy places the organism in Eukaryota, Metazoa, Chordata, Mammalia, Artiodactyla, Delphinidae. Gene Ontology annotation, biological process: mitotic G2/M transition checkpoint; double-strand break repair via homologous recombination; response to ionizing radiation. The transcript is spliced from 6 exons. Gene Ontology annotation, cellular component: SOSS complex. The coding region runs from base 491 to 1105 and encodes 204 amino acids. Gene Ontology annotation, molecular function: DNA binding. The record is from RefSeq and is a predicted model, not a curated record.